Molecule: messenger RNA, 1084 nt
Organism: Solea solea (common sole)
Lineage: Eukaryota; Metazoa; Chordata; Actinopteri; Pleuronectiformes; Soleidae
Gene: enam
Product: enamelin
Exons: 8
Coding region: 118-825 (235 amino acids)
Source: RefSeq, a predicted model, not a curated record
GUGUGUUCCACCUUAUAAAUGGCAUCCAUGUUAUAGAGACCAAGUAGAUUACUUUUACAUCCCAAGGGAGACACUUUUUCCACCUCUGUCUGUAGCAGAAAAAAAGGAAGAGUCAAAAUGAAGCUGCUGGUGUUCAUGACGUGCCUGCUGGUCACUGCUUUGGCUGCCCCUGUUCCAGAUAGUGACAGCAAUGAGCAGGUUGCGGCGCAUGCUAAUGAGGCCCUCAGGUGGAUGGAGAUGUACAGGCUGUACCAGCAGCAGGGAGUAGUUGGAAAUCCCUUCCUCCCUGCUGCUGAUGCUCCUGCUGAUCCAGCAGCAGCAGUGGUGGAGGCAGCUCCAGACGUAGCCCCUGCAGCUCCUGUGGCUGUUAGCGAUGCAUCAGAAGAGGAGCUAGAGGAAGGGAACCCUGGCCCCAAAGCUGCAGCCCCUGCAGUCCCCCUGAACUCUGAUGAGGUGGAGGAGGCCGAAGAGGUGGAGGCAGCUGAGGCUGAGCCAGCUGUGGUUGAAGUGGCACCAGAAGAGCCAGCAGCAGACCCUGCAGCUGCUAUCGAGCCAGCUGUGGUCGAUGUCCCGGUUGAUGCUGCUCCAGUCGAUGCCGCUGCUCCUGUUGAUGCCGUUGCUCCUGUUGAUGCUGCUGCAGUUGAUGCUGCUGCCGUGGAUGCUGCUGCCGUGGAUGCUGCUGCCAUGGAUGCUGCUGCUGUGGAUGUGCCACCUGUUGAUGUUGUUGCUGUUGAUGUUGCCCCAGCUGCCCCAGAGGUGGCCGUUGAUGCUGCCGCAGCCGAUGUCCCUGCCGCCGUUGAUGCUGCAGCGGAAGUCGUUGUGUAGUCACCUUCCCUUAAUCACCCUCCUGAGUGCUCUUUUGUUUAGCAGCUGAAAAUAUGGCAGCGGGCGCUGUAUGUGCACCAACGAUGGAUGGAAAAGUUGUGGCGUGAUGAGAAGAAAGCAAAACAUUAUGUAAAAUGUGAAAAUGUCAAAUGUCAAAACAAGUAAAGUGUUUUGUUUUUUUUACCCAGAAUUGAACAUUUAAAGCUUUCUUUGUGAUAUUUUUUUCUGUUUUGAUUAAAAUACUUUUUGCAAUACUGUA